Messenger RNA from Paramacrobiotus metropolitanus, 492 nucleotides. RefSeq lists its product as uncharacterized. The record is from RefSeq and is a predicted model, not a curated record. The coding region runs from base 94 to 492 and encodes 132 amino acids. The transcript has 3 exons. Gene Ontology annotation, molecular function: ATP binding; protein kinase activity. Lineage: Eukaryota; Metazoa; Tardigrada; Eutardigrada; Parachela; Macrobiotidae. Gene Ontology annotation, biological process: protein phosphorylation.
ACGACAAAUCUAGUGAGUGCAGACAGCGUGCAUUACAGUCCCGUGCUAGUCAGCCCGCUUCAUAAACGAAGCCGUAGUGAGCCCAGCGGGAAAAUGCGAUCCGUCAGUGCCUGUUUCCGGAGCACAAUGUCGACGCAGCUUCGAACUGUGUGUUUUGGGAGCAAUUGUGAGUAUCAAUACGAAGAUCGUAACUUCAUGGGAUCAGGCAGCUUCGGCGAGGUUUACAAAGCCAGCAUUACGGAGCGUGGCAAUUAUGUUGGACCUGACGUUGUUGCUAUGAGAUGUUUCAAUAUAAAAGAGAAGAAGUUUGUGGAAAAUCGAGAAAAUUAUGCCAAGCUGCAGGAGGGAUUCGAAACGAUGCUGAAGCUGAAACACGAUCACUUGGUGAACUAUCAUAAAAUCACCAUUAUACCCACACUUGGUAGCGUAACGGUGAACUUCAUCAUGGACUAUUAUCGUGCCGGGAACCUAGAAAGUGAGCUGAAAAGAUGA